This is a messenger RNA of Rhododendron vialii, 1875 nucleotides long. RefSeq lists its product as uncharacterized. The record is from RefSeq and is a predicted model, not a curated record. Gene Ontology annotation, molecular function: protein binding. The transcript is spliced from 6 exons. Bases 1 to 1875 code for a protein of 624 amino acids. NCBI's taxonomy places the organism in Eukaryota, Viridiplantae, Streptophyta, Magnoliopsida, Ericales, Ericaceae.
AUGGAUGGGACAAUCGAAGGCAUUGAUUGGACAUCGCAGUUGCCAGAAGAAUCCCUCCAUCAAAUACUAUCUUGCCUCUUCACAAAGGAAGCGGCUAGAACUAGUGUUUUGUCCAAGACAUGGCUACGAGCUUGGUCUACGUAUCCCAACUUGGAUUUUGUCGAAAGCUACUUCAUGAAAGAAUCCCUUUCUAAGUGUUCGGAUGCAGAUUUAAAAGGGAAAGAUGAUCCAAAGAUUCAAGAAACGAGAGAGAAGUUCUUGCACUAUGUGGACAAAACCAUGCUAAGAUAUCACAAGGAGAGGACACCAAUCAACAAAUUCAGGCUUCAUAUAACCAGUGUCUAUCCAACAUGGGCUUCUAUUAUUGACAAGUGGAUUGAAAUUCUGGUUCAAAAACACGUCGAUGAGCUAGAACUCCAUUUAUCAGAUUACGCUUUCCUUGGGUCUUUAUUAAAGAAGCACCUAUGUAAUGGAAUCAUCAAGUGUUACCCCUUGCAAAUGCUUGGUCUCAAGAAAGUCUGUAUCAAUGAAGAGGAGAUUCAAGACAUAUUCUCUAGAUGCCCUUUAAUUAAGGAAUUGCGUCUUCUUGACUGUCGUGGAUUGAAAAAGUUGCAUGUGGCUAAUCUUCAUAAUCUGAAGACAGUUCAUGUCAAGAAUAUCGAGGAAGUAGAGAUCAGGGCGGCACCAAAUCUUCAAUCUUUCAACUAUGUUGUUACCAAUGGUCUCCCUUGGAUGUUCAACAUUGAUUCAUCUCCACAUCUUAAAGAUCUUAUGCUUAUGGGAUUGGGCAUCACGGACAGAUUUUUCCACGAUCUUAUCGCUAGAUUUCCUUUGCUCGAGAAGUUAGAACUGAGGUUUUGUCAUGAGAUAAAAAGGAUCAACAUAUCAAGUCGUAUUCUCAAGAGCUUUGUUCUGAGGUAUUGUCGGAAGUUGGUGGAGGCAAAGAUUGAUGCUCCAAAUCUACUUUCAGUUAAGUACGAUAAAAUGCCCUCCUUAUCUAUUACUACUACCACUUCUCCCCAGAAAUGGGAGCCCAUUGUGAAUUUUCUUGGAGGUAUAACUGGUCUUUCGUCGUUCAUUAGGUUGAGAGAGUUUAUCAUGAGUUUUAAUCAGUCGGUAACUUUGGGAUUUAAUGUGUUUGACUGGCCUGAAAAGAAGAGGUUGAAGAAGGUAGACUUGAAAAGAAUGCCUCUCAUUGAUCAGGUACCUGUAAUAGAGCAUUUGAAGCUGAGCGUAUUUUCUGAUUUAAGGUUGUGUUAUGAAUCUCUUGUGGAUAGCUUGUUCUGGAGUUGUCAUCCUAGGAAGCUGUCUAUACUAUCAAUUAAGUUAAACAAAACAUUGAUAGAGAAACUGUGUGAGAUGCUGAUGGAGAGAGAAGAUGAUCCUUGCUGCUGCAGUUCUAGUGAUAGCAAAUGCUGGCGACAUCAUUUGAAAAAUGUGGAGAUUGGGCGCUUUGAACUGAAGAAUAAAGUUGAGAGACCUCUUCACUUGAAAACUUCAUCAGAUUUAUUUCCUUCUCUUGGAGAACCGCAAGGGAUUUAUUUUAAAUUAAAGUGCUGUGUUUGGACUUUGGUCAUGGAUUUGUGGAGGAUUUAUGAAGGUAAUGGAAAAGAUAUGAUAUUUGGGUAUCCAAAUAUAGAGACCCUACUCUCCCAUUUUGGAGAUAAAAUGUCUAAAAAGUACAACGGAUUCCUCUGGCAUACCCAGAAAUUUUGUCAAGGGGGUACUACGGUUGAAAGGUUCAAGGGACUAAGGUUGAAGGUUCAAGGGACUAAAGCUGAAGGACCUUAUGGGACAGAUAGAGAGAGAUAUAGCUACGAUCCAGAAGUAGAGGAAAUUGUUGAUUGGAAGUUCGUAAUAGAUCAAUCACAUUAG